This is a messenger RNA of Dentiscutata heterogama, 299 nucleotides long. Lineage: Eukaryota; Fungi; Glomeromycota; Glomeromycetes; Diversisporales; Gigasporaceae. The record is from the annotation of a GenBank genome assembly.
GUCUUAAUGAUUUCAAUUAUGUUAUAAGUAGCCCAGCUAGUUUUGGUGGUGGUAAAAAACCUGAAAUUAUAGCAAAAGAACUUUUUCCAGAAAAAUUUCUGGCAAAUACUUCUUUUGCUAGAAAAAAACUUAAUAAUAAAGAACGUAAAGAAUUUGAAAGAGCAUUAGAAUUUGAAGCAACUUGGCAUUUGGCAGUAUACCACAUACAAUGUGAAAGAAAAACAAGUAAUGAAAAUGCUAUAUGUAAUAAAUGUAAAGAAUUAAGAUCUAAUAAACGGUUAAAUGAAGCACUUAAAGCU